Molecule: messenger RNA, 1640 nt
Organism: Photinus pyralis (common eastern firefly)
Lineage: Eukaryota; Metazoa; Arthropoda; Insecta; Coleoptera; Lampyridae
Gene: Cad
Product: homeotic protein caudal-like
Exons: 3
Coding region: 184-1041 (285 amino acids)
Biological process (GO): regulation of transcription by RNA polymerase II; animal organ morphogenesis; anterior/posterior axis specification
Cellular component (GO): nucleus
Molecular function (GO): RNA polymerase II transcription regulatory region sequence-specific DNA binding; DNA-binding transcription factor activity, RNA polymerase II-specific
Source: RefSeq, a predicted model, not a curated record
GAAACUACUUCAGGUAGUUAGGGGUUGUCGAACGUGUUUUUAAAGUUUCUCCGUGCAGUGGUUUCUCGUGUUUUGGUGACUUUCUCAAGAUUUAUGAGUGACAAGUUCUUUUUCUAUUAGUACUUAUUCAGUGAUGUGUUUCUGAUCGCAUGCAUCCAUUAUCAGUAAAAUUAAGUUCGUUCAAUGACUAUGGUCUCGUAUUAUAAUCCAACAGCAAUGUAUAGACACCAACAAGCGGUUGCGGCACAGAGUGCUCAAUUUCAUCACUCCGGCUCAUCGAUGCAUUCCUGGUAUCCACCGGGCUACCACCAUCAAGCACCCCAAGUAACACCGGCACCGACACCCUCAUAUUGCAUGCAGGACGAACAGCAAAUGUGGCACCAUCACAGCGUCUUUCAUCAGGAGUAUCCGGAAAUACCACAUCACGGUGCCGGAGUUCCGCUGCACCAACAACAUCAUCAGCAAUUGUUAGAACCCGAAAGUCAAUUACCGUCGCCGCCGAUUACGGUAUCCGGUAGCGACAUGUCGAGCCCGGGAACAGCGGGCGGCACCAUUUCACCACCGAAUCCUUUGGCAAGGCCGCCACCCGUAAGGAGUCCCUACGAGUGGAUUAAGAAAACCUCUUACCAAAGCCAGCCUAAUCCCGAGGCUGGCGCAAUAAAUCCAGAAUCCUACCUUCUCGAUUACUCCACGCAGGAAUGUCCUGGUAAAACUCGAACGAAAGAUAAAUACCGGGUAGUUUACACGGAUCACCAAAGGGUCGAGCUCGAGAAAGAGUUUUAUUACAGCCGAUAUAUCACCAUCAGGCGUAAAGCGGAGCUAGCGUCAAAUUUGGGACUAUCGGAGCGCCAGGUAAAAAUCUGGUUUCAAAAUCGCAGAGCGAAAGAGCGCAAACAGGUAAAAAAACGCGAAGAGUUGCAUCACAAGGAAGGGCCGAUUCUGCAUCAGCAACCCCAUACGGGUAUUAUACAGCAAAAUCAGCACCAACCCCCAGUAACAACGCAUCCAAUCGUGCCGGUACCUGUGGGACCCUUAAUGUGACCUGUAAAGGAAUUUAUGUGCUCCGAUUGGUUUAAUGCGGAUGAUGAAACCGCCGUCAUCUUGUGAUUAUAACAUUUUUUUCCCAAACUGACCUAGAUCUGAAAGUGCAAUACAGUUUAAUGAUCUUAGUGAGUGAUCAGAAACAAUGCUUUGUUCUGUUUUACAAGUGAGAUUAUCGUGGUUACAACUAGGUACGAAUUUAGCUCUAUUGGCAAACUGCUGAAGGGGAACAUUCUUGGAAAUUUGCUCACUUUUAAUUCACUCACGUGAAAUUAAAAAGAACGUUAUGAUUACCUUUGAUUUAUAUAGUUAGUGACGAUUGCCAACACUUUUGAAAAAGCAAUUUCGGUGAAACUAAGAUUUUGUAACCCUAACUAUGAAAGUAAAAAAUUAGCGCAAUAAAGCAAUUAUUAAUAUUUUAAUAUUUAAAGGUUGUCGGCGAAUUUACAACCAUAUUUUUUUUAAUAAACUUGCGUAAGCGCUAAACGUUCUUUAUCCAGACAGACUUUCUUUUAACGGGUACACACAAAAAGUUCAUAAUCUCUUAAUAUUAACAAACAGAAUACUACUAUAAACCGCAAUAAAUGAAUAGCGUCGGA